Mycena indigotica is the source of this 894-nucleotide messenger RNA. RefSeq lists its product as uncharacterized. The coding region runs from base 1 to 894 and encodes 297 amino acids. The transcript is spliced from 2 exons. NCBI's taxonomy places the organism in Eukaryota, Fungi, Basidiomycota, Agaricomycetes, Agaricales, Mycenaceae. The record is from RefSeq and is a predicted model, not a curated record.
AUGAAGAUGCUCCUCCUACUACAUUUGGCCCCCAUUAUCAUGGCUGCAUCGACCAGGACCCUCGCAGUACCAACUCCCAAGGAUGUCGAGGCGUCGAAUAUGGUGCUGACACCCGCUGGCUUGCGCCAUGUCUCUACGGUGCACGAGGUGCCUUUGGGAGGCAGUAUUAGGCACAUAUCCAACUCCACAAUCCACAUCUUGGACGCAACCCACACCAUUGUCAAAGUGGUUAACAUCGACCCAACCGUCACGCCAACCUCAGACGCCGUCGUCCCGGCAGCAAGCGGGUGGAUUGCAUAUGCAUACUUCUUCAACGCUGGUGCCGCAAUUGGCUCUUUCAAGACGACAUGGACCGUCCCGCCGCCCCCAUCUGUUGUCAACAGCCAGUCUAUUUUCCUAUUCAAUGCGAUUCAACCUGUCAGCGAUGGAGUUAUCAUGCAGCCAGUCUUGCAAUGGGGCCAAAGCGCUGCAGGAGGUGGAAAUUCUUGGAAUAUCGCGUCAUGGUUCGUAUCUCCUGGGGGAACCUUUUUUACAACCCUCAUCGGCGUCUCCCCGGGCCAGUCGAUCCAAGGGCAAGUCCAGCUUGUCGGCGCAAACUCCGACAACACGCGAUUCUCGUACCUCUCCUCUUUCACCAACCAACCCGCGACCGAGCUACGCAUCGAUGACGUCGACCAGCUGCGUCUCGCCACUGUCGCUCUUGAGGCGUAUGGUAUAACACAAAGCGGAAAUUACCCUUCAGGAUCAACGACUUUCUCUGGCAUCAAUCUCGAGCUUUCGACCGGGCAAUUCCCUGAUAUCGUCUGGGGGACCUUGAACGAUAAUACAGAUGGUAUUAGUGUUAAUGUUGGGACACAGGGAUCUACUUCAGCAUCCAUCACAAUUAGUUACUAG